AUGGCCUGUGUAGUGACUCAAGCUCACUCGGAGACACCCUCCGCUGUUGCUGGCCAGAUCCGUCCACUGACUUGCGACGUGGAAAAACAGGACGGUUCAAGGUUAUCAGAUGGCUCCAAAGAAAAACAAUCCGCGUUCAAGAAUCUGGGAAUAUUUGACCGGUUCCUCGCUUUAUGGAUCCUCCUUGCUAUGGCGAUUGGGAUUAUCUUAGGUAACUUCGUUCCCAACACUGGACCUGCGUUGCAAAAGGGCAAGUUCGUAGGAGUCUCGGUCCCAAUUGCUAUCGGCCUUCUGGUUAUGAUGUAUCCUAUCCUCUGCAAGGUGCGAUACGAGACUCUGCAUCAUGUUUUUCGGACCCGUCAGGUUUGGAUCCAGAUCGCCUUCAGCAUAUUUGUCAAUUGGGUUAUCGCUCCGUUCUUCAUGCUAGCAUUAUCGUGGGCUUUUCUGCCUGAUGAGCCAGAGCUGCGCCAGGGGUUGAUCCUUGUUGGACUGGCGCGAUGUAUCGCUAUGGUCUUGAUCUGGACCGGGCUAGCAGGGGGUGAUGGCGAAUACUGCGCUAUUCUAGUUGCUGUCAAUUCGCUUCUUCAAAUGGUGCUAUUCGCACCCUUAGGCGUCUUCUUUAUCCAAGUGAUCAGUGGCGACUCUGUUCAAUUUGAAUACUCCACUGCCGCCAAAAGCGUCGCCGUGUUCCUGGGCAUUCCACUGGGCGCCGCAGUACUUACACGUUUCACCCUUCGAUGGGCAAGUGCGCGAUGGUACGAUGAAGUUUUCCUAAAGUGGGCUAGCCCAUGGUCUUUGAUCGGUCUUUUGUUCACAAUCCUCGUACUGUUUGCUUCCCAAGGCCGCCAGGUGGUGCAUCAAAUUGUCUCUGUUAUCCGCGUUGCAGCGCCCCUUAUUGUUUAUUUUACGGUUAUAUUCUUUACUACCCUCCUCAUCACAUAUAAAAUGGGGUUCGGCUACAAGCUGGCAGCAACACAGAGCUUUACUGCAGCUAGCAACAACUUCGAGCUGGCUAUUGCUGUCGCCGUUGCCACAUUUGGAGCGAAUAGUAACCAGGCCCUUGCAUCUACAGUAGGGCCUCUUAUUGAGGUACCGGUGCUGUUGGGGCUCGUCUACGCCGUGAAGUUUCUAGCGAAUAAAUUGAGUUGGAAGGAUUAG
Molecule: messenger RNA, 1158 nt
Organism: Aspergillus tanneri
Lineage: Eukaryota; Fungi; Ascomycota; Eurotiomycetes; Eurotiales; Aspergillaceae
Product: arsenic resistance protein
Exons: 4
Coding region: 1-1158 (385 amino acids)
Biological process (GO): arsenite transport; antimonite transmembrane transport
Cellular component (GO): plasma membrane
Molecular function (GO): antimonite transmembrane transporter activity; antiporter activity; arsenite transmembrane transporter activity
Source: RefSeq, a predicted model, not a curated record